Molecule: messenger RNA, 2898 nt
Organism: Plasmodium fragile
Lineage: Eukaryota; Apicomplexa; Aconoidasida; Haemosporida; Plasmodiidae
Exons: 2
Coding region: 1-2898 (965 amino acids)
Source: RefSeq, a predicted model, not a curated record
AUGAAUAUCUCCAUCAAGGACAGCCUAGAACACGUUUGCAGAGUGUUCAAUUUUUUUGGUAUAGAUUACAUAACGCCUGAUUUGUUAAGAAGAGGCAAGUGUGAGAAAAAUGGGAAGAGGAAAAAGAAGGUGAUGAUUUACUACAACUUCCUCAUUAAUGAUUUGUCCCUACUGUACUGCUUCGACUUUAAGAGGAAGUUCAAACCGACCUACGGCGCGUACGUAGAGAAGGAGAUUUCAAGGGUGGAGCGGGAAAUAUUGUCCAGGGGGAAGGAUGCUAAGGGGUGUAGUACACCUGGCACAACCCCCUCAGGAGCAAACCGUUCACGUGGCACUUGCGAUGUGGGAGAUACUCCCUGGGGAGAAGAAUGCACCUACAGUCGUAGUGAUGCAGAAGAAACGGAUGAUGAGGAUGGAGACAACUUGGUGGAGGAACUAGGAAUGGAUAAUGCUCCUUAUGUAGACAACGUCAAUAUAGUGUCCCCCAUGGCUGUACUUCUUCUUGAGCAUUUUGAGUACCCGAGGUUGUUUCACCUUCUCAAGUGUCAUUUCCAAAUGUGUAAGGAGCUACUCCUAUGCAUUGGAUUCCUAAUUGACUGCACCCAAUUAUUUGUUCAUUUUGAUAAGAGGCAGCCAUUUUAUGAGUCCUUCUUUCGCGACCUCAGAAGAUGUGAUGGCAACCCAGGUGGGGGUAGUAGAAGUACCUCUACCAAAGAGAGAACAAACCGGAUGCACGAAAAAACGCUAGAGAAGACUAACAAAGAAGAGGAAGAAAAAGAGGAAGAUUAUUUUCACGUAAUAAAUGAAGCCAUGCUGCUGCUUUCAAACCGACCUUACGAUUUGGAACUUUUUCAAUAUAGACACAUGUACCAGUUUUUGUGUGAACAAAAAGGUAGAACCCAUGGCGGAGGGUUCAGAAGCGGGUAUGAACAGGGGGAAUGUGCCCACUUAAAAAGAAGAAGCACUGUGUGGGGUGCAGAACGGGGUGCGGUACAGCGGAGUGAUCCUUCCAGUGAGAGCAAACGCAUAACUGCGAAGGAGUACAGCGGUUGUGUGGGCCCCGAGGGGUGCAGUGCACCAAUCAGGGAUGCAACUCCCACGGAUGAGGAACUCACUUUAGAAGAAUACGUAACCUACGACUAUGCAACAUACCAAGAAAAUUUCAUCAACAGAUAUGGGUGCAGUUCAGGAGGGUUGGAAGACCUAACAGGGGAAGAGGGGGCUUCAACAGGAAGUGCUUCCAACCGAAGUGAUGACUUGCGUGUGGUAGCCGAUGAGGGUGUAAAGAUGUAUGUCCCUGAGCUGACGCGAAACAUUAACAAGCAUUGCAGCCAGUUGAUACAACUCCAAAGGAAAAUAACUCAGAGCAUAAAUCAUAUGCAGCAAUGGGACAACAAUCGACUCCUCUUGUUUCACAAAUUCAAUGCUCUGGUGAGUGCCUACAUGGAGCCACACAGUGUCGUCGUUAACAUAGCAGACUUGGACCACCUCACUAACUCUAUUCAAGGAAAGAAGUGCCCCGAUAGGACCAGAACGAUCGGAAGCAAAAACAAAAAAGUGGACCUCAUGCAUAAUACUAUGUUCAACGUGCAAAUCGAUUUUGAAAGAGACAAAGAAAAUGUGACUAAUAAAUUGUGUGGACGUGAAGGGGGAGUCAACAAAGUGAAUGCGUUUCAGGGCAAGGGAUGUUACUCUGCAGGAGGGGGCACGUCAACCCUAAACCCUGGACACCCCAUGCACCACAGCAAGGAGGUAGAGGAAGAACCACUUGACGAUGUGAACUACGAAAAUGUGUUGAGCGAAAAAGUAAAUAUUAAUGAGUUCUUCUUACUGAAUGACCCACUAUUGUAUAAUAGAGUCUGCCAUGUGUAUAGGAACGGGGUGAACCUUUUCCAUGUAGAACAACUACGGGCUGUGUUUUGGUUGUGGCUUCAGUCAAUCUUUCCGGACGAUGCUGCGGGGGAGGCAGAGGCGGAGGAGAGCGACGAUGCGUCUGCCCCUGUUGACUUUUUUGACCUGAAUAACCACAAGUUCUUUUACGACAGCAUCGUGGCGCCUGCCGAGCGGGAGAACUUCUCCAUCCAUGUGUUAAGUGACCUGAACAAUUUCGAACAGAACUUCAAACUGGUUAAGGAGUACCUCCGGGACAAGGGAUGCACAAUCGGGUACAACAAGGUGACAUCCAAGGUGGGAGGGAAGUCAUCGGAUCACACAACCAAGAUGAGCAGAAUGAUCAAAUAUGUGAACGACCUGCAUGAGGAAUUCGUGGCCUACUGCAACUAUAAAAAGAAGGCAAAGGAGGUGAGCGAGGAAAUGUUCGUUGAUUUCCUUGAGACAAAGAAAAAAAGUAUGAUCAUCACUUCCAGUGUCGAGAAGGAGGACUACACCAACUUGGCCAGCAUCGUCAACAGGCACCUCAUCGGCAUAGAUAAAAUCCUAAGGUAUAACCCCAUUUUAAAUUUCACCAACGUGGUCGAGGGAAUUAAAAGCCAGAGUUUCAUUCGGACAGAAGUGGAUGUCUCUCGGCUGGACUCCCAAGAUUGGCAUGACAUGUACACCUUCCACAGAAGAAAAAGAGGGGGGCACCAUAGUCCCCCCGGAGAGGUCACCACGACUAGAACUGAGAACGUUCCCCCCACCAACCAUGUAAUAAACUUGCUUACCAAUUCAAAGUAUGAAAUAAAUACAAAGCCAAAGACAUACGCAUCUACCAUUUUUAACUACUCUGAUCAGUUCAUAUCGAACAACGACAUUUAUUCCUUCUCCGACAAUGUUAGCAAAUCGGGGAAGGAGUUUGCUGCGUUUGUGAAGGGGAAGAGGGACAAGUGCAGGCACAACUUCCAUCACGUCUUGCGCAAGGUGGAGCGCUACAUGAGUUGCGUCGCGUACAACCUCUAG